Molecule: messenger RNA, 2216 nt
Organism: Equus caballus (horse)
Lineage: Eukaryota; Metazoa; Chordata; Mammalia; Perissodactyla; Equidae
Gene: SRPX
Product: sushi repeat containing protein X-linked
Biological process (GO): phagolysosome assembly
Source: RefSeq, a predicted model, not a curated record
UAAUAACCAGCCGCGAUGGGCCGCUCCGGACCCCGUCGGUUGUCUGUUUCUGUGCGAUUCUCGCAGCUUUCUGCACAGACGACAUUGUGCGAGGGAUCAGGGAGGUGGUUGGGCCCCCACAGUGUGUGUAUUUGGGGUGAAAGGGAGUGCAAGUGGAGAACAGAGAGAUACUUUAGGAUAAUCUGCUUUGCUAGGGCACGCUUCUGGCGCUCUCUGGCCCUGGGGUGGUCAGCCUCGCUUCCAGAAGAAGCGCUGGCACAAAAGGAGGGGGGUGGGUUGGAGCCCCGAACCGCGCCAGCGUUCCGGGGAGGCGGAGGAAAGAGGGCAGGCCCCAGGCGGGAGGAGGGAGAGAGGCGAGAGGAGGAGUUUUCCAGCUCGGCCUUCGCUCGCUCGCAGCGCAGCCCCUUGGUCUCGUCCGUCUCCUCCCGCCCCCUGGAAGCGCGGAGCCGAGCGGAGCGCCCGCGCGCCAUGGGGAGCCCCGCACUCCGGCCCGCGCUGCUGCUGCCGCCGCUGCUGCUGCUGCUUCUGCUGCGAGUCCCGCCGAGCCGCGGCUUCCCAGGAUCUGGAGAGUCACCGCUAGAAGACGAUGAAGUCGGGUAUUCACACACUAGAUAUGAAGACACCCCGUGGUGCUCCCCCAUCAAGGUGAAGUACGGGGAUGUGUACUGCAGGGCCCCUCCAGGAGGAUACUACAAAACAGCCCUGGGAACCAGGUGUGACAUUCGCUGCCGGAAGGGCUACGAGCUGCAUGGCUCUUCCCAGCUGGUCUGCCAGUCAAACAAACGGUGGUCCGACAAGGUCAUCUGCAAGCAAAAGCGAUGUCCUACCCUUGCCAUGCCGGCAAACGGAGGGUUCAAGUGUGUAGAUGGUGCCUACUUUAACUCCCGGUGUGAGUACUAUUGCUCACCAGGAUACACACUGAAAGGGGAGCGGACGGUCACGUGUAUGGACAACAAGGCCUGGAGUGGCCAACCAGCCUCCUGUGUUGAUAUGGAACCACCUAGAAUCAAGUGCCCAAGUGUGAAGGAACGCAUUGCUGAACCCAAUAAGCUGACAGUCCGGGUGUCCUGGGAGACCCCUGAGGGAAGAGACACAGCAGAUGGCAUUCUAACUGAUGUUAUUCUAAAAGGCCUCCCCCCAGGCUCAAAUUUUCCAGAAGGAGACCACAAGAUCCAGUACACAGUCUAUGACAGAGCUGAGAACAAGGGCGUUUGCAAAUUUCGAGUUAAAGUAAGAGUUAGACGCUGCGGCAAACUCAACGCUCCGGAGAACGGUUACAUGAAGUGCUCCAGCGACGGUGAUAAUUACGGAGCCACUUGUGAGUUCUCCUGCAUCGGUGGCUACGAGCUACAGGGUAGCCCUGCUCGAGUAUGUCAGUCCAACUUGGCUUGGUCUGGCACGGAGCCCACCUGUGCAGCCAUGAAUGUCAAUGUGGGUGUCAGAACAGCAGCUGCACUUCUGGAUCAGUUUUAUGAGAAAAGGAGGCUCCUCAUUGUGUCCACACCCACAGCCCGAAACCUCCUCUACAGGCUGCAGCUGGGAAUGCUUCAGCAAGCACAGUGUGGCCUGGAUCUUCGACACAUCACCGUGGUGGAGCUGGUAGGCGUGUUCCCCACCCUCAUCGGCAGGAUAGGAGCAAAGAUUAUGCCUCCAGCUCUAGCUCUGCAGCUCAGGCUGUUGCUGCGAAUCCCACUCUAUUCCUUCAGUAUGGUGCUAGUGGAUAAGCAUGGCAUGGACAAGGAACGCUAUGUCUCCCUGGUGAUGCCUGUGGCCCUCUUCAACCUGAUUGACACAUUCCCCUUGAGAAAAGAGGAGAUGGUCCUGCAAGCUGAAAUGGGCCAGACCUGUAACACCUGAUGUGAGGGUUCCUCUCUCUGCAGUUCCUCUUCUCUUUCUACAUAGUGCUAUGCACACGGAAAAGCCUUAAAAAUAUCCUUGAUGUACAGAUUUUUAUUUGUAAUUUUUAAAGUCUAUUUUAUUAUGAGCUUUCUUUGCACUUAAAAAUUAGCAUAAUGCUUUUUGUACUUUUAAGUGUUCCCAAAAAUGAUAUGAAUAUGAUAUUUACUCUUUAUAACUCUUUACUCUAUCAUGGCUGGUUAAUUUUGUAGAGAAAUUAAAAACCUCAAGCAUAUACAUGCUUUCAAUGCAUUGUUCAGUGUGACACAUACCUUUCUUGUUUUUUAUAUAAAACCUUUAAUAAAAUAUUUUGGAGCAAA